AUAAAAUCUAAUUUACCAUAAUACAGAUAUCGCCAAUAGAAAAGGUCUGUGAUGUUGAAUCUUCACAGACCUGUCAGCAACUUAAGUUGACUGCCAUCUUCUCGACUAGUAUCCGUACUGUAAUGAUCUCACUGCAGAAGCUACUUCAAUACUGAUACACCGGAAAAAAAUGGCUUCAAUGUCGGUUUAUUCUCCGCGUUCCAAUCUCCACAACAGAGACGUCGUUUCACUUCCAAGUAGUAGUAGACAUUUAUGUACUAAUAUCAAAACUACCUUCUUUGGCUCUAAAUUGCCCGCGAAACCUAUUUCAAUUUCAUUGUCUCAUUACAAUGCCCCGAAACUCCGGCGCGAACCUCUUAUCACAGCUUCUACUCAUACUUUCGAUGUUGUCAUUGUUGGUGCUGGAAUUAUAGGGUUAGCUAUUGCCCGGCAGUUCCUAAUCGGGUCGAAUUUAUCCGUUGCUGUAGUCGAUAAAGCCGUCCCGUGCUCCGGUGCCACUGGUGCAGGGCAAGGCUACAUAUGGAUGGCACACAAGUCACCGGAGAGUGAUACAUGGGAGCUCACAAUGCGAAGCCACAAGUUGUGGAAAAUGCUUGCGGAUAGUAUCCAUGAUCAAGGUUUGAAUCCACUUGAGGUUCUGGGCUGGAAGAUGACUGGAAGUUUGUUAGUAGGCAGAACACCUGAAGAGUCAGAGGUGUUGAAAAAGAGGGUGCAACAGCUAUCUGAAGCUGGAUUAAGAGUGGAGUAUUUGUCUAGUCAUGAUUUGCAUUUGCAAGAACCUGCAAUACAGGUUGGGGAAAGUGGCGGGGCUGCCUUUCUUCCGGAUGAUUGUCAAUUGGAUGCUCAUCGUACUGUUGCAUUUAUUGAAAAGGCUAAUAGAUAUUUUGCGACAAAAGGGCGAUAUGCAGAGUUCUACCAUGAUCCAGUGAUAAGUUUAUUGAGAUCUUCUAGCAGUGGGGAGAUUGAAGCUGUUCAGACUUCCAAGAAUACCUUGUAUAGUAAGAAGGCUAUUGUAGUUGCAGCUGGUUGUUGGAGUGGGUCUUUGAUGCAUGACCUAUUUAGAGAGUAUGAUAUUGUGUUUAACAUCCCUGUUAAGCCUCGAAAGGGUCACUUGCUUGUGCUUGAGAGCUUUGGCUCUCUUACACUGAAUCAUGGCGUGAUGGAGGCGGGUUAUGUUGAUCAUCAAGGUGCAGGAGUGAAUUGCACCAGUGCAGUAUCAGGACUGUUUGAUCAUAAGAAAAACUUGUCUGUCUCAAUGACAGCCACCAUGGAUGUAAUGGGAAACCUUGUUCUUGGUAGCAGCCGUGAGUUUUCUGGGUUUAGCACUCAAGCAGAUGAAUCUAUUGUUGGUCAUAUAUGGAACCGGGCUGGAGAAUUCUUUCCCAAAUUAAAAGAGGUGUACCUUGGGGAUUUAACUGCAAGCAGAAAACUGAGAAUAGGAUUACGCCCUUACAUGCCAGAUGGGAAGCCGGUCAUUGGGUCUAUUCCUGAUUUUCCAAAUGUGCUCAUUGCAACUGGGCAUGAAGGUGGAGGACUUUCACUGGCUUUGGGUACUGCUGAAAUGGUUGCUGAUAUGGUGUUGGGCAACCCUGGCACUGUCAAUUAUGCUCCAUUUUCUGUUCAGGGGAGAUGUUGUUGAUACAACGUAUCAUAAGAGAAACAUGAAGGUUGACAAAUUGGCAGACUAAUUAUUGUUCAGGGCUGCUGGUUCUUAGGCUAGGCACACAUUUAGAUUCUUCUUGCUUAUUCCUUUUUUCAUCUUUCUUAUGUCAACCUUUCUCGGACAUCUCUGGAGGAUGAACUAAGAUGUUUCAGUUUAGAUUUUGAUUCUUCUUUUGCUGUCUAUUCUUUUACUAGAUAAGCAAGAGACCUAACAAGAUUAUCGUCUUUGUAAAAGACGGAGCAGUAGUCUGUGACCCAUGUCUUAAUGGCAUGCCAUAUAUCAAGUCCAUCUGCACCAUAGGGAUAAUCCUCGAAGAGGAGCUGAACCCCAGUGGGACUAUCUGGGUCUUCUAGUGCCAGUCGUCUGAAGAAAACAUUCAUGUUAAGGGAAUAGUAGAAGUAGAUGGUAGUGCAAGAGUUUCAUAUUUCACCAAUUUUAUUUCAUGAAAAUGUUUGUUUCUAUUUUGGUCUUGUCAGUAUAGUGAUUAAACAUUAUUUUAGUUUGCACUUCUUCUAUAAUCCAUGUCACAUUCUUGUGUAUUUCCAUUGCACAUAUGAUACUUAUGCAGGUGAUUGUGUACGUGCCAUGGAUGAAAAUAUUCCAUGAGUACUGCUUUCUAUUAGACAUAGAAUGCCAAUCAAUAGAUGAUAUGCUUUUAUGGGCUUUGUUCUGGAUUCAACUUAAAACUUUAGCUCUGUACAAUAGAGUAAUCAACAAAUUAAGUGAAUUCUUUUGGUAUGACUCCCUGAUUCUCUUGUUUAACCUUGUCUCAUAGACCAUCAAUUCCACAUUACAGAUAAUUUUGUAUGUGUGAAUGAUUCAAUCAAUGGGGUCAAUUUAAUUUUCUCUCCAUUGUGUUAAUAACAGAAGGAAAUAGAAUAAAUUUUAUUUAGAAUGAAAUACCUUUUGAGAAGAUCAGCAGGAAGAGCUUGUUCAUCAAAUCUCCACUCUUUAUAGAGUUCAGCAGACAAUUCCAUGGAUAUUUCACCAGUAAAUAAUGUCUUCUCAAGGAUUCCUCCAGAAUUAAUAAGGAUUUUCCUAGCCAAUGCAUUUACAUGCAUGGUGUCUUUAAAAUGAGGAUCUAAUAGCCGGUGAAUUGGGUGCAUAACACUCAAUUGCCUUCUAGUUGCAAUGAUGAAUGGCUCAACAACUGCAUGAGUGUGCAACCUUCAAAAUGCAAACAACACAAGGAAGAAAAUAUUGAUAAUCUAACAAAUAAGCAUGUGCUUUUUUUGUUUGUUCAAUUAUUGGUGAUAGCAUACAUGAUAUUUGGUAUAGCUUGGAUUCUCAGUUUAAUAAUUGUUUUAUGGCAAGUAAGUAGCUGAAACUCCUGCAUCAAUACAGUGGGUAAAAGUCCAGAAAUAAUGGAAAACAUUUUAGCACCAAUAUUAACGGAAGCAUUUUAACUCACCAAUGGCUGAUUAGUUGAUGGUAUGCUGAGUCGUUGGCUGCAACAUGAGCUUUAGCAAGUUGCCAAAGUGCUGCUUCAGUACCUUCACUUGCUGGUCGGAACACCCUGCUGAUCUCUUUGUCCUUAAGAGGCCCAGGCAAGCUCAGUUCUAUUGCUACUGGUUUUAGGGUGGCAUCGUUUCGUAAGAAAAACAGUGUUCUUGAUGCAUAAGCACAAACACCUUUUGUGUUUAUUUUGUCUAAGAAGGGCAUGAGAUAGUCAUGGUGGUCCAAGAUGAAUAUCCUCCAUUGAUACAUUGCCUGUGAUGUAUGUUUGGAAGUCCAAAAUAGAAGCAAGUAGGAAUAAAAUAUCUCAUUGUGAAAUUUGCAUUUGAAAUAUGGAAUAGAAAAUCAAUUAUUAUUAGGGUGACUUAAGCUGUUGCAUCUGUCGUUUCUUCCUUUUCUUCAAGUUUAUUUGUUUCCUUAUUCCUAUUAAAUAUUUUUUCUUAUCUCAAGUCCAAACAAAGUUAGAAACAAAGAGAUCCAAGUUGAAGCAUGAAUAUUGAAUUUACACGUUGAAGUCAUGAACCUUUUACUGUCAAAAUUUCAGAUUCUCUCAUCGUGUUAGAGAUUUCUUAUUGAGAUAAGUCCAAAUCAUUAGUAAACCUGAGCCAUUGUGGUAAUUCAUUUCUAGUUUGAUAGAAGAAACUUUGGCUCAUCCAUAUAUUUAGUGAGUUGGAUGUAAAUAGUCCACAAAAUCCAAUAACGAAGUAUUCCUAGUAAGUUCCUAGUUGAAUUUUAAUUUGCUAGUUCAAAAUUUAUGUGGGAUUUACUCUUAAGCAGAUUCCACAAAUUAUGAAUUUAAUUAUUCAUGCACUUUCAGGCUUACACUUUGAAUCAAUGGUCAUGGUUUGUAUUUGUUAGAAUAUGACAAUGAUUUACAAUGUGAUUUUAAGUAUAGGAAAUUGGUGUCUAAUCAGCCACAGUUGUUAGUCUUGAUGUCUAGCUCGUAUUAGAUAUAUUUAAUUUUCCUUGUGAAAAUUCCUGUGUUGGACUCAAUUUAUAUAAAAAUGCCAAAGACCUAUGAAGCGCCGACCCUCCUAGGGGGUUGCCGUAUGGUGUCGGACACUCCAAGGACACCUAGACUUGGGGACAUGCCAAAAAACGUGUCCUUAGUUUUUUUAUAUUUCAGGUGGGGACACGGAAAAUAUUAAACUUUGCAAAAUUAUGGGGCAAAUUUGAAAAACGCAAGGUAAAAAUAACUUUUAAUCUAGUAAGUCAAUUUGGAAAAAUAUAAAACAUAAACACAUAAAAAGCAUAAAACAUAAAUCCCCAGCCACACAAUCCUAGUCGUUCUUUACUUCUCCUUCGCCUUUGAUGGACCAGAAUUUGAGUCAUUGUUGUUUGUAGAUGAAGUGGGAGAAAAUGAAGAGUUGGAAAAUGUUCUAGACUAGUAGUUUAAUUUGAAUGUUAUUUAAAUGAGUUUGCAUUACAAUAAUUAUCAUCUUCUAUAUAUAUAUAUAUAUAGAUUAAAUUCGUCGUGUCCCCACCAUAUAUGUAUCUCACUAUUUUAAAAGAUGUUGUGUCCCUGUCCCGUACCCGUGUCCGUGUCCAUAUCCGUAUCCCUGUCCAUGCUUCAUAGCCAAAGACUAGUUUUCCUAACCAAUUUGAAAUCUGAAAUGCUGAUGCUAUAGCGAAUACAAAGUUUCUAAUAUUUGUUGUGUGUAUCUUUGUAUGCAUGAUUUGUUAUCCAUUGGAUGUAGAUUGACAUACUAACCCUAAGAUAUUAUCCUUAAAGAGUUGCAGUUGAGAUGUGAAUAUUUUUCAUCUACCUUUAAUAGAAAUGAUUAUAUACCAAAAAUUAUUGAUUAAUAGGCUCAACUAGUGCUUGGCUGAUAAAUAACUCACUUCUUGGUCUUCGACCCCCUCAGUCACUACGAACGCCCCCGAUCAGUGCAAUGGGAUGCCUCUUUUUAUCUAUCUCUUAACUCGAAAUAGGAGCAAUCCCAAUUGUUUCGAACUUAUUUUUUUUGGAAUGGAAUAUUUACAGAAUCCCCUAAAUAGGAUGAUCAAACCUUAUUUCAUGGCAUUUACCUCUUUCUUAUUCUUAAGCAAGUCCCCGAGGGCUUAAUUGAUCCAUGAUUUAUGUUUCAUCUUUCGCUUCCUUUUCCUUUAUUUCGAGAAAUAUAGCGAUCAAUUCUGAUUCUUUUACAAUUUGUAAAUAAAAUUCAAAAGCCCUCUGUAGUGUCUACAUAGUCACAUAAAAUUCUAUGUUAUGAAACACGGUUGUCCUUUUCUUUUAAUAAGAUUUUCCAGUCAACUUAUCAGUAUUUGUGCAAUAAAAUAAUAUUGCAAGUGCAUUUUCCCUGCUUGGUCAUAGUUAUUUUUUUUUAACCCCUCUGCUAUCAAAUGGAUUAAAAAUCCAAGAUUUGGUAAAUGACUUAAAAGUUGCUUCUUAGUUUUUAAGCUAGAUCUUGUCUCUAUAUUAUUAACUUUCAAUUUCUUGCUUACUGUUUUAAGUCCUACUUUCUCUACAACUUUUGGACUCUAAACUCUGGCUCUGUGAUUCUAAUUUAUCAUUAAGAUCACAAGCGAUGAGAUGCUUUUGCUUUGCAUUGUUGAUUUCUCAGAGAGGGAGGGUGAGAGAGAGAGAGGAGGAAGAAGGGAAGAAGGAAAAAGGAAAGAGGGAGGGGGUUUGUGUGUGGUAGUGGGCAAAGAGUUGAAGUUAUUUGGGUACCUGAAAAAUAUUCAAACCAUCCAAGUUUGGCUCUAUGUCUGACACCUUUAUUGUACUCUGACCAUGUUUGCCUUCUGGUGGGAAUCGCUGCAAGGUAUAGUCAGAUUAGAAUGAACAGUGCAUAAUAUUGAUUUAACAUGACCCGUUAAUUGUAACGUAUAGUUAACUUUAUCAGGUGGUGUUAAAUUGUACUAAGAAUUCUUAAUUGUAAUUUGACAUUUUAACAAGAUGAUGUAAAACAGCAGAGAUCACUGAAAAGAAUUAAAAAAAAAAAAACUGUUUUAUCAAUGUGCUAGACAUAUAUGUCUCUUAUGUGUUUGUGUGGGUGGCACAUAAAGAUUUGUAUAUGAGCUCUUUUGUCCAUUAUUCCUUGUAGUAAGGCGUGCCUUAUGGACAAAUAUACAGAGGCAUUAUCCAUGAUUUCCUUUUCCUGCUAGGGAAAUGGGAGAAUUGAAUAAAUGGUGCUGGUUUGGCUUGUCAUAUCAAUUUCAAAUUUCUAAUGAAAGUAAAUGAAUAUUGGGAAAACCUGCAAACAUCGAAUUCUUGUGGGGUUAAUUCCUGCAAGCAUUUGAUGUCCAAACUCCUCGUCGUCCCUCCAGGCUAAUUGAUUCUCUGGAGAAUAAUUUCAAAUAUAUUUAUGAUUGCUUAAGCAGAUAAACAAAAUAUCUAUUAUUCAGACUUCAUAAAUUUUAGCAGGUCAUCACCUGCUAUAAUUUGGGGCAACGGGAAAUUUUUUGAGUCUUCUUUACUGGCAUGGAUAAUUUCUUCGAAAAUUCCAGCUGGUACCAAUUUCUUCAAUUUCUCUGUGACCUUUCCCCUGAUUACUUGAUUUCUCUUGCUAGUGAAUAUGUCACGUAUCUCAUCAAAUGACUUAAAAGUGUUUGAAUCUUGUUUGAAUAAGGAUUUUGCCUCAGGGAUAAGAAAAUGUGCACUAGCCUGUACUGAAUUAGAUAUGAACUCUGCUAGUUUUUUGGGGCUAAGUCGUUCAUCUGGAGGAACAUAUACAUCAAAGUUGAAUGCUUCUGGUGGGCACCCCCUUGAAGGAUCUAUACUCGAGUGAUAGCAAAUAAAAAUGUAAAAAUCUUAUAAUGAGUAGCAGCAAAAAGAAAACGGGUGUAAAAUAUUUUCACCUUCCCAGAGAUCUGAAAGAUGCAGUUGGACAUCAGUGCUGCUGGGAGAGUGACCUGUUCUUCCCCUGCGAGGAUAUGGAUGUUUUUCUGAACCACCCAAGAUUGGCCUAGUGUGUUUUGGACCUUUAUCUGGCCGACCAAGAUCAUUGUAAUAAUCAUAAUCAUAAAUUCGAUCCCAUUCAUUCCUCUCUCCAGUUCCAUCUCCUCUCAAGCUUAUAAGUUCUGACUUCCUUAACUCCUCCAAAGGACUAGGUGUUUGGUUUGGCAGAUAACUCUAUGAAUGCAACAAAAGCUGCAGGAAAAUUACCCCACUGACAAAAUAUUGAGUCGUGCAGGCGGAGCUGUGUGAUAACCUGCAAGGCUGUUACCCGACGUACUUCUGGUUUUAUUCUCUUCUUUUCUUGCUUCUGGACUAAAUCCAGUUGGGACUUUCUUCAUUGUAUUUAACUGAACUUGUUGAUGCCCAGUUUUUGUGCUCUAACAAGGAUUUGUGGGAAAAUGGAAACAUGUCAAGGCCUUUUUAUCAGGAAUACUUGCUGCAAAAUACCAUUGUUUUGGUUGGUUGAGUUCGGCCAGAUUCUUCUCGAGCAUUGCAUUUGAUCCUAUUUGCUUGUAGGUCCAUUCAAGAUGUAUGUGUCCUGCAUUUACUUCAGAUAAGCUUGUGAUGGCUCAUAGCUCUGGCCUCCGAGUGCAUAUUAUGUCUUGUAAUAUCAUUUGAUUAUACAAUUGGUAUGCAUUUGAUUCCGAACCCUGAAGGUGGUGUAUGUUGGAGAAAAAAAAAUCAAUUUUGUUACUUCUGCUUUAUCAUUGAUUAAGAAACAAUUACCAUAAGAAACCAAGGAGAUGUUAAGGCCACA
Ricinus communis (castor bean) is the source of this 7776-nucleotide messenger RNA. Its product is annotated as glycine oxidase. The transcript has 12 exons. Gene Ontology annotation, cellular component: cytoplasm. Gene Ontology annotation, molecular function: oxidoreductase activity. The record is from RefSeq and is a predicted model, not a curated record. Bases 170 to 1639 code for a protein of 489 amino acids. NCBI's taxonomy places the organism in Eukaryota, Viridiplantae, Streptophyta, Magnoliopsida, Malpighiales, Euphorbiaceae.